AUGUCAUCACUAGCUGAUACAAAACUGUCAUAGAAACCAAAAUUGCUCUAUGGUCAUUGUUUGAAAUUUGAAAUUUGUGUUGUAUCGCGUGUAGAUAAACCACGCCGUAAUAAUAAGAAAUACAACAUUGUGUUUGUGCCAUUGUGAUUUAAAUAAUUAACCAUGGCGUCUCUAGCAGCGGCGCAAGUGCAGGAAGUUCGGAACAUCACACGUAUAGAGAGAAUUGGCGCGCAUUCUCACAUUAGAGGAUUGGGUUUAGAUGACUCCCUCGAGCCUAGAGCCGUCUCUCAGGGCAUGGUGGGCCAGAAAAUGGCGAGAAAGGCCGCCGGUGUCGUCCUGCAGAUGAUUCGAGAAGGUAAGAUUGCAGGCCGUGCUGUACUUCUCGCAGGCCAGCCCGGUACAGGCAAGACUGCUAUUGCCAUGGGCCUCGCACAAGCCCUGGGCCCUGACACACCCUUCACUAGCAUGGCGGGUUCAGAGAUAUUCUCAUUGGAAAUGAGCAAGACGGAGGCGCUCACGCAAGCCAUCAGAAAGUCCAUCGGCAUCAGAAUCAAAGAAGAAUCAGAGAUAAUAGAGGGAGAAGUGGUCGAAGUUGUGGUCGAACGCGCCGCAGGAGGUGGUGGCGCGCGCGUCGGCAAACUCACGCUCAAGACAACAGACAUGGAGACCAACUACGACAUGGGCGCGAAGAUGAUCGACUCCCUGCUUAAAGAGAAGGUACAAGCUGGUGAUGUGAUUACCAUAGACAAAGCAACGGGAAAGAUUAACAAAUUGGGAAGAAGUUUUGCACGAGCAAGAGACUAUGAUGCCACUGGCCAACAAGCCCGCUUCGUCCAAUGUCCCGAAGGAGAGCUCCAGAAGCGGAAGGAGGUGGUGCACACGGUGACGCUGCACGAGGUCGACGUCAUCAACUCGCGCACGCACGGGUUCCUCGCGCUGUUCUCCGGCGACACCGGUGAAAUAAAAUCUGAAAUAAGAGAGCAGAUCAACAGCAAAGUGGCGGAGUGGCGCGAGGAGGGGAAAGCGGAAAUGAUUCCCGGAGUGCUGUUCAUUGACGAGGCCCACAUGCUGGACAUCGAAUGCUUCUCAUUCCUGAACCGAGCGCUGGAAUCUGAGACCGCUCCGGUGGUCAUCAUGGCGACCAACCGCGGCAUCACGCGCAUCAGAGGCACCAACUACCGGAGUCCCCACGGGAUACCGCUCGACUUGCUGGACAGGAUGAUCAUAGUGCCGACCACGCCGUAUUCCCAUCAAGAGCUCCGGGAAAUAUUGAAUAUAAGAUGCGAGGAGGAAGACUGUCAGAUGACGAGCGACGCGCUGACGGUGCUGACGCGCGUCGCCACAGAGACCUCGCUGCGGUACGCGAUACAACUCAUCACCACGGCGUCGCUCGUCGCGAGGCGCAGGAGGGCUACGGAGGUAAGCAUGGAAGAUGUCAAGAAAGUGUACUCCCUGUUCCUGGACGAGCACAGAUCUGAACAGUUCCUGAAGGAAUACCAGGACGAGUUUAUGUUCAACGACGGCUCCGGAGAUGCACCCCAAAUGAUGGAAGUAUCGCAAUGAAUUUCAAACACUUUGUAGAUUUUCUACUAAUGGUAGGUUUCUACAGAAAAUGGCUGCACUAUACAUUCGAAACAGUAAGGAUGUUCAAUUAAUUGAUUUAUUCUUACGAUUGUUUUGUUUUAAGGAGUUAGAUGUAAUUUUGUAAUAAAAUAUAAAAAUAUUUGUUGUUUUAAU
Manduca sexta (tobacco hornworm) is the source of this 1737-nucleotide messenger RNA. It is a transcript of the gene rept, whose product is annotated as ruvB-like 2. Gene Ontology annotation, molecular function: DNA helicase activity; ATP binding; ATP hydrolysis activity. Bases 163 to 1563 code for a protein of 466 amino acids. The transcript is spliced from 12 exons. NCBI's taxonomy places the organism in Eukaryota, Metazoa, Arthropoda, Insecta, Lepidoptera, Sphingidae. The record is from RefSeq and is a predicted model, not a curated record. Gene Ontology annotation, cellular component: R2TP complex; Ino80 complex; Swr1 complex. Gene Ontology annotation, biological process: box C/D snoRNP assembly; regulation of transcription by RNA polymerase II; chromatin remodeling.